Bombyx mandarina (wild silkworm) is the source of this 1137-nucleotide messenger RNA. RefSeq lists its product as uncharacterized. The record is from RefSeq and is a predicted model, not a curated record. Lineage: Eukaryota; Metazoa; Arthropoda; Insecta; Lepidoptera; Bombycidae.
AUGGAGAAUGCAAUACGAAAUAUAUUUUCUUACUGGAGUAUUUAUUUAUUUAUUUGUAAUGUAACGAAAGUUAAUGGUGGCGGAGUGCUGUAUCUGUACAGACCUAAAGACAUUACUUCGGAGUGUACUUUUUCGAACCAGUUAAACUUUGACAUAACAUUUGGAAUGGGAUUGUCAGAUACAAUCACGCUGAUAUUACGCAACCUAGAUACAAUCACUUAUGAAUGCAGUAUUGAAAUCGUUACGAAAUCCAAAGAAUAUACCAUUUUAUUAUCUUUACGAUUUCCAACAAACUUUAAUACGCAGUGUGAACUUAAUCGAGAAGCAUUUGUAAUUUACAAAAGAAAUAAAUGUCGUCGCUUAUGUGAUUUCGAAGACCUUUACCAAACUGAGAGAUAUGUCACGACGACGGUCUCAGGAAGGUUACGUCUACAUUUCAUAAGUAACAGCACCAUCAACACAGAGUUAAAUGCAGAUAUUUAUCAAAUAACCGCAACAUCAGCUCGAAAACGAUCAUUGAGUAAUUGUUACCCUCGUAACGAGUCCACUUGUACUAUAAAUAAUGUAACAUAUUGUUAUACUAGCGGUGUCGUUUGCGACGGAAUAAAGAACUGCGGUAUCAAUGAUUGGUUCGACGAGCACCUCUCAAAAUGCAGUUUACCUGUUGAAAAACUUGGUUACGCCCCAGUUAUAGCAGUAAUAGCUGCAGUUCUUUGCGCGAUAGUAGCAAUUGGUCACAUUCUAAUGAGACUCUUCCCGCCUAUAACAAAUUCAUUUUUUAUAUUCAACGCUAAUGAAGACAACAGAUUGUGUUUGGACAGUGUUUAUAAGGCACCAGAUUUCGAAGAUUACCGUUGGGAAAAAAGAAGAAAAACGUCAGUCAUACCUGUUUUGUCUAGUUCUUCGUUUAGUACGUUGUCGAGUGUGGAUCAUGUUAUAAACGUGAUGCAUGAAAUGGAUAAGAAGAAUAAUUCAGGGAGAAUAACACAAGAAAGGCAACAGAAAUGGCAGAGAAAGAAAACAAUGUUCAAGUCAAUGACGGAGACUAUUCAGAAAAGAAUAUUGUCAAUAGCUAAUCGAGGACAGAUAAAGUUUAAUACUAGAGAAUCCACUUCCGAGAAUGCUGAACGCAUUUAA